CUUUUAACUCAUUUGUUACCGUCUAUUACUAGCCUUAAGAUGAAUUUAGUGUGCCCCAUCUGUUCUGAUAUAUUUGUACCAUCGGCCGAAGUAAAUAUUACACCAUGUGGCCACAUGUUCCAUCAUCUGUGCCUGCUUCAAUGGCUUGAAAGAUCUAAAACAUGUCCCCAGUGCCGAGAACGUUGCAUUGCAACAAGACUAAUCAAAGUGUACUUCAAUGUUACGGCCAAUCUCGAUACGACCGAGGACAGUGCGUCGUUGUUGGAAAAGCUGGACAAUCUUACGCUGAAAAUACGUGAACAGGAAAAGUUGCUAAAGGGGUGCGAAGCCAAUGCAGCGCAACAUAAAACCGAACAAAAAAAGAUGCGUAAAACAUUGCUGGGCUUGGAAGAGGAGAUUCGGAGCAAAAAUACGGCCAUGUUUGCGAUGAAGCACGAGCUGGACAUGAUGCGAGGACAUCUGAAAACGUUGGUAAAGGUACAGAAAGAGCUCGAGGACGCGCAAACGAAGCUGCAGUUGUACAUGGUGAUAAAGCAAGCGCUGGACGAUACCGCCCAAGAGGUGGAACAGAUGCUUACAAAUAAUAUGAGCCGUGAAGCGGCCAUUACACUAGCCGUUGCACUGAAACGUGAGCUGCAAGCCCAAGAGAUGAAGCGAAAAACGCAAUCGGAACGGAUAACGCAUCUUCAAAAUAACGAGAUAGAUCAGCGCAGAAAGAUUAAAGCGCUGGAAGAGAAACUGUCCGCGUCCGAUAGUGAAAUAUAUCAGCUUGAACAGCAACUGAAGCAACAGGCAAAAGAAUUAUGCAUCAAUACGUCGACCGAAAGCGUUGGUUCGCCGGGUGAAAUUGUACCGAACACACCGGAUCAACGGCCAAAGAUCGGCCGGAAGCGUCCAGUGCCAGACCUCAACAACAGUACGCCCCUGUCGGAGAAGGUGCGCAAAAUUAUAGACUCCAAUUCACCCUACCUUCGUGUUAAGACAAGCAGUAUUGGGCUUGCGCCACUCAUGCGCGGAGGUUUAAGCGCAAAUCCUGCCCCAUCCACAUCUAGUGCUAGUGCUGUCGAGAAACCAAAGCUGAACGGGGGUCUUAACAACAAAUAUUCCAUCUUUUCAAAGAAAAGAAUUGCUGAACCAACCUCCGGACUUGCCCCGGUAGUCAAGUCUUCCAGCGCCGUACAAGAUGAGAACAAACACGAAAGCAAGGCAGAGGAGGAAAGCACCAGUCUGGCUGGACCACGAUUCACACUGACUUCUUCUACCGUUACGGCAAGGCUGAAAGCGGGCAAACUUACUAGACAUCCUUCGUCGGUGAUGAGCCCGGAGAAAGGAGCAAAUUUGCUUAGUUUAGAUGAUCUAGAUUCUAUUUUUGAGUAGGCGCGUCUUUUAAUUGUAUUUAAAUAAACUAUUCGUUGUAAUUUUAGCGCUUUAGUUUUAUUUCUUCAC
Anopheles maculipalpis is the source of this 1446-nucleotide messenger RNA. RefSeq names its product E3 ubiquitin-protein ligase TRAIP-like. The record is from RefSeq and is a predicted model, not a curated record. Lineage: Eukaryota; Metazoa; Arthropoda; Insecta; Diptera; Culicidae. The coding region runs from base 40 to 1377 and encodes 445 amino acids. The transcript has 2 exons.